This is a messenger RNA of Pristis pectinata (smalltooth sawfish), 7435 nucleotides long. It is a transcript of the gene edem3, whose product is annotated as ER degradation enhancer, mannosidase alpha-like 3. Gene Ontology annotation, molecular function: calcium ion binding; mannosyl-oligosaccharide 1,2-alpha-mannosidase activity. The coding region runs from base 132 to 3023 and encodes 963 amino acids. NCBI's taxonomy places the organism in Eukaryota, Metazoa, Chordata, Chondrichthyes, Rhinopristiformes, Pristidae. The transcript is spliced from 20 exons. Gene Ontology annotation, biological process: carbohydrate metabolic process; endoplasmic reticulum mannose trimming; mannose trimming involved in glycoprotein ERAD pathway. Gene Ontology annotation, cellular component: membrane; endoplasmic reticulum. The record is from RefSeq and is a predicted model, not a curated record.
CCAGGAAGAGGUGGGACUGGGAGCUGGUGACAUUACAGUAGUGGUUGGUGUGUGUGUGUGAGUGGGAGAGUGAAUGGGAGACUCCUGCAGCGUUUCUGCUCUCAGUGUGCGUGUAGGUGAGAGCCGGCCCGAUGAGUGGUGUCGAAAGUGGUAGCGAGAGGUCCUCAUCCUCUGCCCUGCCCAGGUGGCUGCUGCUGCUGCUGCCGCUGCUGACUGUGUCCUGCCCGGGGCUGCCGAGGGUGGCGGCGAUGGACAAGGAAGAGAAACGCCAACUCAGGGACCAAGUAUUGGAGAUGUUUGAUCAUGCAUAUCAAAAUUACAUGGAACAUGCUUACCCAGCUGAUGAACUAAUGCCUCUGACGUGCCGUGGCCGUGUGCGUGGCUUGGAACCGAGUCGUGGUGACGUGGAUGAUGCACUUGGCAAAUUUUCUUUGACUUUAGUUGACACUCUGGAUACUCUUGCACUGCUGAAUCAAGUAGAGGAAUUUGAAGUUGCUGUGAAAAAGGUUAUCAAUGAUGUUCACUUGGAUAAUGAUAUUGUCGUCUCGGUCUUUGAGACUAAUAUUAGGGUGCUAGGAGGUUUGCUGGGAGGCCAUGCCAUGGCUACCAUACUGAAAGAACAAAGUGAGCAGAUGCAGUGGUAUAAUGAUGAGCUUCUCUACAUGGCAAAGGAACUUGGGUAUAGAUUGCUACCAGCAUUCAAUACUACCAGUGGACUUCCAUACCCCAGGGUCAAUCUGAAAUAUGGAGUGAGGCGACCAGAAGCAAGAACGGGUACAGAAACAGACACCUGUACAGCCUGCGCAGGGACCCUUAUUCUGGAGUUCGCAGCUCUGAGCAGACUUUCUGGAGACCCUAUUUUUGAGCAACAUGCUCGGAAGGCCUUAGACUUUUUGUGGGAAAGGAGGCAGCGCAACAGCAACCUGGUGGGAACCACCAUCAAUAUCCAUACUGGAGACUGGGUCCGCAGAGAUAGUGGAGUUGGAGCUGGGAUUGAUUCUUAUUAUGAAUAUCUCUUCAAAGCAUACAUUCUGCUUGGUGAUGAUGGCUAUUUGCAGAGAUUCAACACUCACUAUGCGGCCAUCAUGAAGUAUAUAAGCCAACCCCCUCUCCUGCUGGAUGUCCAUAUACAUAAGCCACUGCUAAAUGCACGAACGUGGAUGGAUGCCUUGCUAGCUUUCUUCCCAGGCCUGCAGGUUUUAAAAGGAGAUAUACGUCCAGCUAUAGAAACUCAUGAGAUGUUGUAUCAAGUGACGAAAAAGCACAACUUCCUGCCAGAGGCUUUUACCACUGAUUUUAGGGUUCACUGGGCCCAACACCCUCUUCGACCUGAAUUUGCUGAAAGUACCUAUUUCCUAUAUAAGGCUACCGGGGAUAAAUAUUACUUGGAGGUGGGAAAGACUAUUAUUGAGAACCUGAAUAAGUAUGCACGUGUACCAUGUGGCUUUGCAGCAAUGAAGGAUGUUCGUACAGGAAGCCAUGAAGACAGAAUGGAUUCCUUUUUCUUGGCUGAAAUGUUCAAAUAUCUGUUCCUUCUCUUUGCUGAGAAAGAAGAUGUUCUCUUUGAUAUUGAGGACUAUAUCUUUACCACUGAGGCCCACCUGUUGCCACUUUGGCUCUCUACAAACUUCACCAAGAAUAAGAAAAAUGAGACAACAAAUUACGCAGAUUUGGACGACAACAACUUUGAUUGGUCAUGCCCUAAUACACAAGUUCUAUUCCCAAAUGAUCCCUCUUAUGCCAACAGCAUUCGUGAACCUUUCAAAAAUGUGGUAGACAAAACUUGCCCAAAGACCAACACGCGACAGGAGGUAGGUGGCGAUGGUCCUGGGGUCAGGUCACAUCUGAGGGCCAGAGAUUUUAUGGCCAACAAUCCUGAACACCUCGAUUUACUGAAGAAAAUGGGAGUCAGCUUAAUUCACCUCAAGGAUGGCAGAGUCCAGUUGGUUCAGCAUGCAAAUCAGGCAGCAAGUGCACAUGAUGCAGAGGAUGGCCUGCGUUUUAUGCAGGAGAUGAUAGAAUUGUCUAGUCAACAGCAGAAAGAGCAGCUGCCACCUCGGGCAGUCCAAAUCAUCUCCCCUCCAUUCCUUGGUCGAGUGGUACUCACAGCUGGACCAGCACAGUUUGGAACAGAGCUUUCCAAAAUUACCAGUGGGGUACGAGGUUUUGUUGCAAAGUGUGAGCCCUACAAUGGCUGUUCAGAAGUAACAAAUCCUGAAACGAUAAAGGGAAAAAUUGCCCUGAUGCAACGAGGUCAUUGCAUGUUUGCUGAGAAAGCACGGAAUGCACAGAAAGCUGGGGCGAUAGGUGGCAUUGUUAUUGAUGACAAUGAAGGAAGCAGCAGUGAUACGGCCCCCCUCUUCCAGAUGGCUGGUGAUGGAAAAAACACUGAUGAUGUUACGAUCCCAAUGCUUUUCCUCUUCAAUAAGGAAGGAAAUAUCAUCCUUGAUGCUAUGCAGGAAUAUCAGGAGGUAGAAGUGCUGCUCUCUGACAAAGCUAAGGAUAGAGAUCCGGAUAUGGAAGAAUCGGAACAAAAUUCAGAAGAUGAUUUGCAAUCCAGGGAGCCAAGCUCGACCACAUUUGAAUGUCAGAGUGAAGCAGCAUCUUACAUUAAAAUCCCAAGCAAUGGGAAAGCUGAUGAAUCAGUGAACGAGGAUGAUGCCAGUGAUCAGUCAAUCAUGCCUGGCACAAAGAUACAACUAAGUAAUGAAAUUUUGGAUAUGUUGAGCGGUUCUGAUCAGAACCCAAGUAAUACUCCUGCAGACACAUCGUCAGAUACUGUUAAUGUCAAAGAUCAGGACCUGCAAAGGACAGAUUGUCAAGGGACCUCAGAAGAUGGACAAGAACCUUGCGCUCAAUCUUCAGAUCAGGUAAAGGAAGGGACCGAUAGUGAGGUAGAGCCAGAGCAGGAAUCCAGUCCAAAUAUUAGUCAAGAAACAGAGGCUCGAACAAUAGACUCCUUGUUAUCAGACUGGAAGGAAGAGAUAGAUGCCUUUGAAAUGAUGGAUAAGGACGAGCUAUGACCGUGAUCAUACAUUUGUAUGAUGGGAUUUUCCUCCUUUUCCCCCAGAUGAACUGGGUGUAAUAGUGCACAGUGACAUUCCCUGAUCAAUUGGAAUAAUGUGCCGAUCUGUCUCUUUGAUUUGUAUCAACUCUCAAAUGUGGAGAAGGUCCUCUAUACACUGAUCAUCUUUUCUACCUGUUUAAUCUGAAGAUACCAGUCAGAUGAAUGGUUUUCCUGAUACAGCAUGCCUCAGACUGUGAGAAAUGUGCCAGGGUUGAGAGAACGUCUUUCAUUAUUUUCUACCUUUCCCUCCUUCUCCAUUCGCAUGCACACUCCUUCAGACUAAUUUUAUUGUGUUACUGCAGGUUUUAAAACCACACUAUUCUGCAGCAUUUAUCCACUAUAUAAUUACAAGCUGACAGCCACUUGCCAGAUUAAAACACCAGAUUGCUUAAUUUAUUUUUUUUAAAAAGCUUGUAAUUACUGAAAUAUGAUUUUAGCUUCUAUUUUGUUUUUCUAACAAACUGGAAAUAAUUCUUGACAAUGCUGCCUCCAGCAAUGAAAUUUAUUAUCAAGUGUUUUCAGCACCAUCCCAACUAAAUGAGGAAAAAAUAAAGGAUUCAGUGUUGUCAGACAUUGGAACUUGUGGUUCGAAAAAAAAUAUUAACAACAGACUUGAUUUUUACUUUGUUCUGUCUUGAUUGUCCAUGUUCCUCCAUCACACUCCUAAACCUUUCCAAGCCUGUUAUCUUCUAUUUCAUAUGCUGCAGGGAUAACACCCAGCCAAUUCAGGUAUUAAAACUAAUGACUAUCACAGGGGCACUCACUGAUUUUACACUUUCCCUUUGUGGACAUCGGAUCACACAGAAAUCUGGUCCAUUUGCUAGAACCUUCUGUCCUAUAGCUGUUAACUGAAUAAUUCUACUGCUGAAUCCAAAUCUAGUUACAGCUUUGAUAUCAGAUGAUAGAUUGGUUAACCUUGUAAAAGCUUAUGGUUAACAGGUGGCAGCUCCUCUGUAUUGGUUACUAAUGCAAACAGGACUAGUUUGUAAGACCAUUUUGGAUGAAAAUUAUAACAAAACAUAGUGUUUUUAUGUUUUAUAUUUUUUUAAAAAUUGAAUUGUGUAAGGCUAGGAGUAUGCAAUGGAAUAUUAUUUUAGACCAGUAGUUUGGGAAAGCCCAACACUGUCAUGUACAACAAAAAAAAACUUAAUGGUUGUGAAGUAGGUCACAAUGCUAUGGAUCAUUUUGCAGGAAUAUUUAUCUGUCAGAGACUUUCCUCUGCAAUUUGAGCUGACCUUAAAUGUUCAAGAUAUUUUACCUGUUGAAAGUUUCCUUCUUAAAGCAUUAAUUGCAAAUUGAUAGAAUUUUAAACAUUUUUUUUUCCUGUCUGAUUCAAUAGACUUCCAUAUUUAUCGUACAGCCCUACCAUUCUAACAGCUGUGGGACGUUGAGCCAUGAAUUAAGUAGUUAAUUGGCACUACUUUUAAUGCCCUUCAAAGUGAUGCAACUCUAUCCCAAACCUAAAAAUAAUUAAUUGAUGAACAUGUGUAAUUGUUCGAUUUAUGCUCCCGUUAAGUGCCUUGCGAUGUUUUACUGUGUUAAAAGUCACUAUAUAAAUAGAAGUUGGUGUUACUUGUUCUUUUACUAUGUUUUUAGAUAACAUAGUUUGGUUUAUAAGUGUGCAGCCUGGUGUGUUAUUCUGUUUGUGUUGCUGAAUCAGUGAAGUUCAGUCGCAAUAUUACAAUUGAUCUCAUUGUUACUCGUCCAGGGUAAGGAAAUAUGAGUCAGGGUGCCUCCUCCAUUUGGAAGUCCAUCAGGUUAGCAUUACAUAAGCAGAAGUUCCAUGCCUUGAUCCAUCAGGUAUCUCGAAUGACUGUGUGCCUGACCCGAGGGCACGUAGAUGUUCAAUGGCCGCAUUACCUCCUGGCUCUGACUGGGUGUGUGUGAGAAAUAGUUAUAUGAUAAGGUGUUAGAAACUGGACAACACUUGCAGGAUUGUAUCCCGAACAAAGUGUGAAGUGAGGAGAGAAAAUAGAAAGAUUUUUUUCGAAAAGGACACAGUUGUUUCAUGGAUCUAUUUUUUCCUCUCUAACAAAUUAGUUUGUCGAUACAGAGUGCAAUGAUAUAUCUUUGUAUGUCAGCGUACUCUGUAACCUUUAUAACCCUGUGCAAAUAGUUCAACUUUGGGGCAAAGCGAAUCCUUUGAUAGAAAAUCCCGACAAGUUAAAAAGUUCACUUAUGAUACUUUUGAGCUGUUACUCAUUUUAGAAGAACGUUUGACAUUUUCGAGAACGAGGAGUAUUUGGAGUUCAGUUUUAAAUAUUGAAUGUAAUGGAUAUGGAAACAUUGUUUUCUGAUGUUUUGUUUGUAAUGUUGUGGUCUUAAGUCCUGUAGUGUACAUUAAGAUCUUUUGGGAUAGGCAGUGUGCAUCAUUUAUGGACUAAACCCUCUUUGCACAUGGCAAAAUAUGCACACCUUUAUAAAUAUAACCAUCAAUAAGCCUAAUUCGCACACUAUCAAAUAGAGACAUUUUCUUUACUGUUCGGAUCCUUGAUUAUUCAAAACUUGUACUUCUGUCAGGGUGAAUAAAUGCUCCUGCAGUUCUCAAAGGGUAAGACUGCAAAGGAUCCUUCUGAAAGUUAGGUUCUUAUUUCACAGUGGAGUUGAAAAUCUGUAAGUCACGAUUUUUCAGUAUCAAUGAUUAUCUCCGUAAACCACCAUUUGUAUACAUUUUCAGUAUCUAACAAUGUUGUAUAUUACUGUUCAUUAUUAUAUAACAUUAUGAUUGAUGUUGACAAAUUUUGAAAUCUGUUUAGUUCCAUAAUUCCACUAUAAUUUGGAGCAGGUAUCCUGCAGAUAUAGAACGCUUUUGCUUAGAUGCUGCUAAAUGUAGGAGGUAUACAGUUAGCUGUUACUUUGCUCACCCAAAUAUUACAAUUAUUAUAAGAUUAUUAGGAAGUGAUUUUUUUUUUGUUUGUUUAAAGUUGUCUAUUUCUGUAUGGUCCAGAUUGAAUAACUCUAAGUGCAUCUGCAAUAAUUAAAUUGCUUAACCAUUAACCAUGACAAAAUUAGGCACAAAAAUCUUUUUUAUUUUAAUUGGAAGGGAAAGAUCAGUAAACAAUUUUACUGCUUCUGCAUUGCAACUUUUUGACUUUAUGGUGAAGCAAUAUGAUGAGGUAUUCCUGUAUUUUGAGCAGGCUACAGAGCAUGCAACAGCUCUGCUAAUUCUUCAGAUGAUCUGUCAUAUUGACUGAGUGAUUACAAAGCAGCUAAAUGUUAACAUAUCCAUUCUCAACUAAAAGAGUUUCAAAGGAUGUAGGAUUAUAUUGUUGGCCUAUACAUAACAUAUAUAAGCCCUAUUGAACCCAACUAAAUAGGGAAUUUACCAGCUUUAUAAAAAACAGAAAAAUGCUGGAAAACAUUUAGCAGAUCAGUCAACAAAUAUUGAGAGGGGGGUGGGGGGGAAGAAGCCACGAACAUUUCAAGGCUGGCAUAGCUUUUUGCAAUAUCAACUGUUUCUGUCCCCUCACCAAUGCAGCCUGACCGGCUGAGUGUUUCCAAUAUUUUUUAUAUUUAGAUUUACAGCAGUGAGUAUUUUACUUAUUUAAAGGCUGCAACUGGUUAUAAUACUAUAGUUCGCCAAAGUGGAGAUGACUGGACAAUUCCACUGUCAAUUUGGCUUGGAUACCACACUGUUUUAAGUGACUGGUGUAAUGCAUGUAACUUGUGUCCAAAAAUCCUUCACACAGUGCAUUUUUCCAGGUGACAUUAUCUUUGUUUUACUGGGAGACAUUGCUGUGGUUUGUUCCUUCUUCUGUUUAGUGAGAACAUUGAUUUUUCUUGGUGUUCAAUAGACUUUUUGAUUUGUGAUAUUAUUGUCUAUCCACCUCCAGCUCAUUGGCUGAUGCAGUGUUGCCAAUACUCAUUAGAUUAUUGAUUUUGAAGUCCUGUAGUUGGUGCUGGAUUGAGCUGUUUCAUGGUUUAAGAUCACAUGGGAAAUGUCAGUUUCAUGUUAAAAUCAAAAACACACAAUUAAGGCAUUCAGAAUAUAAAACUUGUUUUUUUUAUGGAAGGAAAGGAAAAUUUUGCACAGUAGUUAUAAAAAUAGCUAUGCAUUUUCUUUCCUCAGAGCUUUUAAUUUGAAUUGAAAUUAAAUUUAACACUGGGACCUGUUCCUUCAUUGUGAUUGUGGCAUACUGUGUCAAUCAGACUGUAGAAUUUGCACAGCAGGUGCUAGAGUCCAUGUCUUUCUCUAACAGAAAUGGUGUAGGCACCGCAGAAAAACCUGUAAAUAAAAUGGACAGCUGUAAAAUGUAAACUGUGAUGUAAAAGGAUCUGGUUAAUUUUGUAGAUAUGAUCACUGUAUAUAUUUCUGCAUUUGAUUACUGUGAUUAGUUUUGAUUGUAAAGAUUUAAUAAACCAAUGUAA